UUCAAAAGUCGUCUAAAGUUCGAAAAGUAUCUCUUUCACAUGGAAUAGCGCAGCCGGCCAGAAAAAUUAGUUGAAUUGUUCAUCCAGAAUUAUUUUGUGUACUCAAUAAGUUGCUUAAACCAGUGUUCUUCUUAUAUUGUAACUGUAUCUGCUGAAGGAUUGUGGAAAAAAUGAUGCAAUUAAUCGAAAUACUCGAGAAAACUGUGUCGCCAGAUAAAAACGAACUUCUGGUGGCCAAGGAGUUUCUCGAGCAAGCAGCUAAUUCGAACCUUCCGGAAUUCCUCAAAGCCCUCUCCGAUGUCCUCAUACGCCCAGAGAAUAGUGCUGUGGCACGAAUGGCCGCUGGAUUGCAGCUGAAAAACCAUCUGACCAGCAAAGAUAAUAAGAUCAGACAGGAUUAUCAGACGCGAUGGCUUCAAUUCUCCCACGAGAUCCGGGAGUACAUAAAGAAAAAUAUUCUCUCGGCUCUGGGAACGGAAAAUUCUAGACCAUCAUCGGCAGCUCAAUGCGUGGCUUAUGUGGCGAUGGCUGAGUUGCCAAUGAAUCAAUGGGAUUACCUGAUAGUGACUCUGGUGAAUAAUGUGGUGGAUGAACAUUCCACAGAGAUGAAACGGGAGGCAUCACUGGAGACAAUUGGUUAUAUUUGUCAGGAGAUUAGUGCUGAAGUCCUUGAGAUGCAGUCUAAUCAAAUCCUAACGGCCAUUAUUCAUGGCAUGCGUAAGGCUGAACCUAGCAAUCAUGUUCGUCUAGCUGCUACGAAUGCCCUUUACAACUCUCUGGAAUUCACAAGAGCCAAUUUUGACCAGACAUCUGAGCGUAAUUAUAUUAUGGAAGUGGUGUGUGAGGCAACACAGAGUCAAGAUACACAAAUUUGUGUUGCAGCACUGCAGUGCCUGGUGAAAAUUCUCUCAUUGUACUAUCACUAUAUGGAACCAUAUAUGGUUCAAGCCCUAUUUCCCAUUACCCUUGAAGCUAUGAAAUCGGACAAUGAUCAAAUUGCUCUGCAGGGUAUUGAAUUUUGGUCAAAUGUUAGUGAUGAGGAAAUUGAUUUGGCUAUUGAGAAUCAGGAAGCAAGUGAAUCAGGUUGUCCACCAUCUAGGGUAUCAAAACACUAUGCUAGGGGGGCAUUGCAGUUUUUGGCACCGGUUUUGAUGGAGAAAUUGACAAAACAGGAGGAAUUUGAUGAUGAAGAUGAUUGGAAUACAUCAAAAGCAGCUGGUGUUUGUUUGAUGUUAUUGGCUACAUGCUGUGAAAAUGACAUUGUACCCCAUGUAAUGCCAUUCAUCAAGGAGAAUAUUAAGGCGGAAAAUUGGAGAUAUCGUGAUGCUGCAUUGAUGGCAUUUGGAUCAAUUCUCAGUGGUAUUGAUGCGAAUACGUUGAAGCCACUUGUGGAACAGGCAAUGGUGACAUUGAUUGAGUCAAUGUAUGAUAGUAGUGUUGUUGUCAGGGAUACAGCUGCAUGGACUUUUGGGCGAAUUUGUGAAGUGAUACCCGAAGCGGUGAUAUCAUCGCCGCAUCUGUCGAAAUUGCUCGAGUGUCUGUUGAGGGGAUUGAAGGAGGAACCCAGGGUGGCAGCUAAUGUCUGUUGGGCGUUCACGGGAUUAUCAGAGGCAGCAUAUGAAGCUGCUCUGGCGUAUGAUAGUACCCCGAAAACUUACUGUCUCUCAGAGUAUUUUGAGUAUAUCGUUGAGUGUCUACUGACAACAACUGAUCGUCCAGAUGGCGCUCAGGCUAAUCUAAGAUCAGCAGCCUAUGAAGCCCUAAUGGAAAUGAUCAAAAAUUCCCCAUCUGAUUGCUAUAUAGUAGUCCAAAAGACGACAAUGGUGAUUUUGGAUAGAUUAAAUCGUGUCCUGGCAAUGGAAAAUCACAUUAAUGUACCGAAUGAAGCUCAUCAAAUUAGUGAUUUACAGUCCCUUCUCUGUGCCACAUUGCAGGCACUCCUGCGAAAAGUUGCUCCAGAAGAUGCACCAAAAAUUUCAGACAUUGUUAUGAAUUCCCUCCUCAAUAUGUUUGCGUCAAAUUUCGGAAAAGUUGGUAAUGUCCAGGAAGAUGCACUGAUGGCAGUAUCGACUUUGGUUGAUUUGCUAGGUGAGAAAUUCCUAACGUACAUGGAUGCUUUUAAGCCCUAUCUCUACAUGGGAUUGAAAAAUCAUCAGGAAUAUCAGGUUUGUUGUGCAGCAGUUGGACUCACCGGUGACAUUUGUCGUGGACUCAAACUCAAAGUUUUGCCAUAUUGUGACGAAAUAAUGACCCUCCUGAUGGAAAAUCUCAGCAAUGUCACCCUCCAUCAAAGUGUAAAACCACAAAUCCUGUCAGUUUUUGGUGAUAUUGCCAUAAGUAUUGGGCCAGAAUUUAAGAAAUAUCUAGAACUUGUUCUGCAAAUGUUGAUGCAUGCAUCACUCGUGCAAGUGGACAAAAAUGAUUUGGACAUGGUGGAAUAUCUCAAUGAACUGAGAGAAAGUGUCCUAGAGGCAUACACGGGCAUUAUACAGGGCCUAAAAGGGACAGGAGAGAAACCAUUGCCAGAUAUAGAAUUGAUGUUGCCAUAUGUGUCGCACAUUGUCAAAUUUAUUGUGACCAUUGCACAGGAUAAGGAUUUGUCAGAGAGCAAUAUUGGUGUUAGUGCAGGACUUAUAGGGGAUUUGUGUACAGCCUUUGGACCACCAUUGCUUCAAUUGAUUGACAAUGAGACCAUUAAUAAGUUACUGGCUGAUGGCAAAAAGUCCAGGCUGCAGAGGACAAAGGCUCUGGUCAAUUGGGCUGCCAAAGAAGUUAAGAAGCUCCGAAUGAUGCAGCAACAGCAACAACAACCAAUGGUCAACAGUUGAUUAUGUCCAACCAUCAAUGACCAUGCCUAUCAUCAUUCACAAAUAAGUUACAAUUACCAACCAGUGCAGGUAACACAAUCUGAAUCAUCGAUUAUUCGAUAAAUUAAUUCACGCAACAUUAUACACUUUUCCAAUAUAUCACCUUUUAAACAAUUUCUUCCGAUAUUAACCUAUAAGAUCCAAUUAAGUAAAAGUAAUAGAGUUGAAAGAAAAAAAAAACAUUGAGAUAACAAUUAUUCAAGGAUAUCAAUUUAGUUAUUUCUUUUCUAAACAAAAGUAUGAACAUUUCUAUUGGGAUGUUAAAAUAUUUUUAGUGCGACAAAAUUUAUCGGUCAAUUUUUUUUAGGCCACAAAAAGGAAACUUUUGAAUUGAAUAGUUUAAAAGUUUUUUUUUUAAAUAAAAAAAAAGUAAUGUAAAUGACAAAAUUGAGUAAUUUCCAAUAGAAGUGUACCUGCUUGAUUGAUUCAUUUUAUUAUUAGUAUUUUUCAUUUUUUUUUAAACAUAUUCAUAAAAAAUACAAAUUUACCAUUAAAAUGGGAUAAAUUUCUUCUAAAUUUAAACAUUGAGAAAAAGAAAAAUCAAAUAAAAAUAAGGGAUGAGUAGUUGGGAUUAAGGUUGAAGUAGAUGAAGGUGGAGUGAAUGAGAGUGAAGAGACGGACAAAAUUAAAAAAUAGACACAUAGAAAUUACACAGAUGAAAAAUAAUAAUAAAAAAAAAUCACAGGAGAAAAUGUGGAUGGUUUUGAAUGAAUCCAUUAUGAUUGCGUUCUUGUUGACUUCAUGUGGUCGAUGAUUGUUUAUCUGUUUUAUUUUUCCCGUUUCCCCCGAUCCCAAAAAAAAACUACUGAUUGUUGUGAUUCAGAUACAAGAAUAAAAAGUGCGUUAACAUUUGAGAGUCUUUUAAGGUAGAUGGAGAAAGAGCGCGAGAGGAGAAAAUCAAAGAAAAAGACGAAUUUGGUGAAAGAAAUUUUUGAUUACAAAGAAAAUGUGAAAAAAAAGAAAAAUAAAUUGAGGAAGGACAAUUUUUUAGGUGAAGUGAAAGAGAGAGAAAGAGUCCAAUGUGAAUAAAAAGUGAAGAAUAACUUGGUCUGAUUUGCGUGAUUCUGAGCAAUAUAAGGUAUUACAGAGACUUGAGAUAGUGAGAAAGUAAUUACUAGUUUCUAGAUGUAGAACUUAAUGAUGAAAUAUCAAUUUGUGAGUGCCUCUAUUUUGUCUGAGAACUUAAUUCGACGUAGGGAAAAGAUGGUGUGUAGUAAGCAAAGACGAACAAAAGAUCUAUAGUGUCGACCAAAAGUUUCUUGACAAACCUAUGUUCGAAAAACCUGAUGGAAAAAAAUGAUAGAAAAAAUAUAACUUUUUGAAAUUUUUCUUUUUGCAAAUGAGUUGCUUGUAAUAGAGAUGCAUAUAAUGUGAUUAUCAACCCCUCUGAGUCGAAAUUCUGAGAUUCUGGUUUCGGAAUCGAAACUCUGAGACCUCUGAGUAUUCGUGUCCGGUUACACAUUUCUUGGGAUCCACGCAUUGAUGAGAUGCAGUCCUGGAAAGCUCACACUGAAAAUUUAGCAAACGCGCUCCUACCAUUAAUAAGUCGUUCUUAUCGCAUUGCCCGUCUUAGUCCAGUAAAUGUGUUGCGGGCUAUGUAUUUUUCCUGAGUGGAAUCCAAGUUGCUCUAUACUGAGAAAAAAUAGGCAGCGAUACCCUUUUUUCCCCAUAACUUUAACAUUUUUUAGGUGUAAAAAUAUACCAACAUUUUUUAGUGUUAAUUUUACACCUUUUCAAGGGUAAAUUUAACAUGAAAAAGGGUAACUUUAACCCAUAAUAAUAAUGCCGGCACAUCAUUCCAUGAAGGAGCAAGGCCUUCCCGCAAGGGGAUUUCUAGACAUGCAUUAUUAUUUUUUCUUGUACAGGAUGAGGUUGUCAGUCCCAUGCCUUGUCGAAUCAAGUGCAUUGAAGCUCACUAGAUGCAAUUCGAACACCCUUAACGCCAGAAAAAUUCCUGGUGACCAAAAGGGGAUUCGAACCCGGGACACUUGCAUCAUAGAACGAGUGCUCUAACACUUGUAUAUGUCUACGGUUCCAUUUGAUACCAUGCUAAGUGGUUUGCUACUUUGAGUGAUAUGUUAUUCCUGAGAUCGAAUUUUUGAAAAAAAUUUAAACAGGCGGCAUAGAAAAUCGCCAAUUUCAAAUGGCUUCCUGAAAAGUUGUCACUUGGAGAUAGCAUAGCAUCACUGAGAAGAAAAAGAGGGUACGAUUAACUUAUUUUCGUCAUAACAGUAUCAUUUUUAGGUUUAAAACUAUAUUAAUGUUUUUUCGUGUGUUAAUUUUACACCUUUUUAGGGGUCAGAAUUAAUGUCAGAAAAAUUUCUGGUGACCUAAAGGGGAUUCGAACCCGGGACACUUGCAUCAUAGAGCGAGUGUUCCACCACUUAACCCAUUGAGUACCCAAAAUACACCUAAAAAGGGUAAUAUUUACACCGAUUUCAGAUCAAUAGGAUAAGAUGGGGUAAUUCGGAAUCAUAUCUAUUUUGGAAUCUGGGGAUUUUCUCACUGUUUCUGAUGGUCAAAGAGAAAAAGAAAGUCACGAAAAAAUACAAAGCUUUACGUUUGAGAGUACUUCUUUGUUAUUUUUUCGUUUUUCCAUCUAAAACUGUUAGGAAGUCUUAAAGUUACAAAUUAGACAUGAUUCCAAAUUACCCCAUCUUACCCUACUGCAGGGUAAAAUUAACUUUUCGGGAAUGUUAUUUUGACUCUCUCGAAUUUCUCUUACUGUACGGAUUACCUUUUUGGGGAGGCACCUAUGAAACUACUCUCGCAUCUGUCAUUCGAGCUCAGAGAUUUGCCAUCCGUUUGUAUCGUUCAGAAGCAUAGAAGUGAUUCCUUGUGGCAGGGUUUCCUGGACCUCAGAUAUUCCCACUUAACUUUUAAGAAGAUGACUCUAAAGGUAUUUUUUGGGCGUAGUAGCUAUACAGUAAAAUUUUUUUGGCUGCUUUACCAUGAUUUUCAUUGUAAAUUUUACAUUGAACAUGUAAUCGUGUGUACUAAUACAUAUUUGUGUAAUUUGUACACAUUUUGUCUGAAAACUGUGUAAUUUGUACACCUUUUAUUUGAAAACUGUGUAAUUUUACACGAAAUAUGUAAGAAAAUAUACAAAACUGUGUAAUCAUUCCCAGUUGAUUACACGGGCUACAAUUACAUAAAAUUUAAAUUACACAUUUGCAGAUUACACGUUUUGUUGAAAUACAUAAUUUGUGUAAUUUUACAAGAAUAAUCGUGGUAAAAAAAGCAAACCAACGAUUAUCCUUGUAAAUUUUUUUUACUGUAUUUUAAUGUGAGGAGGUGACGUGAAUCGCGCCUGGGCCCGCUAAUUAACUUAUCUCUUCCUAGGAGUGAAUUGUUCAGACGUAGUUUCCUCUAUCAGGUGCCGGCCCUUUUCAAUGACCUUCCUAGAGAACUCCAAUCCCAUACUGCAAGCAAUUUUUCCCUCUUUUAUUUCCUGAGGACACAUUUGUGACAUACCUAUACGUCCGAGCGCCCAUAGUAUCCCAGUUGUUUGUCCCGUUGCCCCACACUUAUGCAUCCUGCCUGAGGGAUGUUUCCUAAACUCCUUUGACCAUCUGGAGUAUUUUCUGCGUGUUUGCGCCUUGUCUGUUUCCUGCUGAACCGCCGCUUUUGUGGGGUUUUUCCUAGGCCUUCUGCCUGUUUUUUACUCACUAAUGUACAGGGGCAAGCUUGUAUGAUAUAGGCCAUGAUAGCAUCCUGCUGCCAGUGUCAGCUUCAUAGAGCCUCUGUCUGGGGGCGAUAGAGCAGCUCCUGGCUGCCUGGAUCGUUGUGACGUCUUUGCCGUGGAUGAUUUGUUCCUUUCUGAUCGUCCCUGCCUACUUAAAUAAUUUCUGAUACUCCUAAUAUAAUCCUUUAUUGUCUUUUCAUCCCCAUAUAUACAUAUAUUUUAGUUUUGGCAACACGUGCCUAAAUAACAUGAAAAAAGGCAACUAUAACCCCUAAUGCACCUAAAAACAUAAUAUUUGCUCCGAUUUUGGAUCAAUACUACAGGGUAAAAUUAACAUUUCCGGAAUGUUAUUUUAACUUUUUCGGAUUUUUAUCAGUGUAUGUAUGAAUUGACUAUUGCAAACUUUAGGAAUGUGCUAAUCCACCAUUUGACUCUCAAAUGAUAUAACUCCAGAAUAUAGCACGAUUAAAAGCAGUUUUUUGUACGUAUUUGACCAUUUUGAAUAAGUUUUACAAAUGUGUCAACAAACUUUUGGCCGAUGAAAAAUGCUCAAUUUUGGGAAAACAAAUAUUUUUGACAUGAUAUAAAAUGAAUUAAAUUUUUUUUAAAUACAUAAAUAUCAUCUAUGGAUUACAAGCAACUCAUUUGCAAAUAGAAAAAUUUCAGAAAGUUAUUUUUUCUAUCAUUUUUUCACUUGGUUUUUCGAACAUAGAUUUUUCAAAUGAUUUUUGGGACGACACUGUAUAAACGUGAAAAAGAGGAGAAAAUGUAUUUUACAAAUCUUUUUUACUUCAUUCAUCUUUGUCUCAUCCCUAUCACUACUUUGUUUUUUAUUUUAAGGUUUAAAAGGGUGGGGUAAAAACAAACAUAGACUGACGACUGACGAAAUUAUAAAGAAGAAAUCCUAUUUAGAAGGAUUUUCUCAAUAUAUUAGAAUGUUAGAUGAUGACGGAGAUAAGAUCAUAAACGGUCCAAUUAAUGAAUUUUACAAUUUUCUUUAUUUCUUUUUACUAAUUUCAUUCUUUUUUAUACGAAAUAUGCUUAGAUAAAUUGAAUCGAAUUUUAUCCUCUUUCAAUCGUGUAAUUUAUUAAUUAAAAGAACAAAAAAAAAGAAACUAAAGUGUAUUACGCUUAAAAUGAAAUUCAAAGCUGUGGGCAUUGUUUAUGUGUGGCAGGAGAAGCAAAAGAAAUAAAAAAAAACCAAAAAAUGAGUAGUUCGACGAUGUAUAGAAUUAAUUUUCAUUUUUUAAGAUCUUUUUUUUUCAAUUCCAUAAGGUUAAAUAACAACGUAAUUAAUCAAAAUAAAUCUAAUAACAAUCACAUAUAGACAAUGUACAUAACAACUAAUUGAUAUAAUAACCGUUUUUGAUCUUCCAAAGAAGAAGAGCAUUGGAGAAAAAAAUCCAUUUUUAUUCUACUUUAGUGAAAUCAGAAGAUUCUUUUUAAUCUUUGGCUCCACGUACGGAACUUUUUUGGGGAAAUAAACGGAGAAAGGGGUCUGUACACAAUAUUUCUACGUAUAUGUACACCACUAAACGACAAUUGCAUACUGAUGGUCAGAAUGCGACUGAUCCGUAAAUCCGCCUUCAGAUUAGAGGUUUAGCCCAGUUAGACCAGUUCAAGAAGAUUUGGCAAAACAAGCAAUGGCAGUGAUUUGUUAAAAUUUGUAGGAUCAACUGUCUUUAAUAUUAUUUAGCAUUUUAAUAUUGCUUAGCAUUUUUUGUUCGAGAAUUGCUGACCGCUUAGCAUAUUUUUGCUGAUCAAUUCAGCAAAAAUUUUCUGAAAAACUUCAGAUUUCAUUUUCAAUGAAAUUUGAUUUUCUUCAACUAUAGCGUUUAACAAUGUUUUAAGGUCAAUGCUGAAAUAAAUGAUCAGCAUUGUUCUCCAGUUCAAUCACAUUUUUCCCCCUUGACUUGCUUAGGUUUUGCCUUUUCCCUUCCCAAGUGGCACAGUAUGACUAGAUCCCCAUUACUUAGCCCUAAAGAUGUCAUUUAAACGUUUGUAACGCUAAGUCAGUAUAAUGACCAAAAUUUUACUAGUUUGACAGCUAUCAAAAUGAAGGUUAGUUGAGUGUCGAAGUGCCGACAUCACGAUGACCAUUUAUCGUGUCGAGCUAAUCAUUAAAAUGAAAGAUCAAAAGAGGAAAUUUUUCAUUUUUGAGGCAACAACAGAACUAGUGAUUCCCAACCCAUAAAUUUAACCCAAAUGGAGACAGGAAAAAUUCCUGCAUCCACCCAGGCUUGAACUGGAGGCCUUUCGUUGUCUAGGCGAAUGCUCUACCAACUGAGCUAUGGAGGCACUGGCUCUGAUUGUUUUUGCCACUGAUCUCAACCAAUUGCCAUGUGCACUUCAACUCGUUUUCGACUCACUACGAGCUUUCAUAAACGGUAUCAUGCAUACAAUUGAACCAGCAGCUCACGUUUUCUAUAAAUGAAAAACAUGGGCUGCUGCUUCAAUUGUACAUAUGAUACAGUUUAUCAAAGCUCAUAGUAAGUCAAAAACGAGUUGAAGUGCGUGAAGUGCACAUGGCAAUUGGUUGAGAUCAGUGGCAAAGAUCCAUCGUAAAAUCCUCCUGUCAAACGCGGCAAUGAGUUCGCAAUUUUAUUUAUUGAGGGCCCAUCUUUCAAAUGUAUACGUGAGUACUGUCAGAAUUUUGUUUAAAAUCUGUAGUCAUCAAAGAAGAUCCCGGUUACAAAGUCUUACAUCAUCUUGUUUUUUAUUGAUUUCCCCAAUUAUCUGCCAUAUGACUUUUAAAUGACUAAGAUAUGACUAAUGGCCUCCACAUACUACAGAAAUUUACGCCCAUAUUGAAGCAAAUUGCCUACGCUUGUGUAGGAAAAACUCCUAAAUAUUGACGUGAAUUUAUUUACUGUGUAGAGGCCAUAACUCAAAAUGUCAGACUCUUACUAAAAAUUUACGUCGUAAGGACCAGUUUUUGCUACUUGGGGUAUAUAAAUUCUAACUUUUAAAUUAAAGUUUUCUACGUCACUUCCAUUACGUAGCAUGAGAUUCAAAGGAAGAUGAUUGGUUUUACGUAAAAAAGUUCCAUGCUGAAGCCACUAAAAUAAAAAAGAAGAAUUUCAAAAUGCUCUUUUUCACUAAAAUCCCUUCCAUUAAUUCCAUAGAAAUUCAUUGUAAAUUUACGUUUCAAUUUGUUUUUUUUUUAAACUAACUAAAUUAGUGUGAUAAGAAAUUGUGUUUCAGGAGAAGAUUCACUGUGUGAAAACUUUGGUAUAAUUGUUGGAGAAGUUGUUGAAAUUUAAAAUCAAACUGAAUGAUGCAUAAAAAAAUGUGUAAAAGUGUGCAUGAAAAUUAAGCGUGUUGCGACAGAGACAGAAAAAAAUUGCGUCAAAUUGUUUAUUUCCGUUGCAAUGGACAAUAUAUCGUGUGAAAGGUAAGAUAUCGAAUUUGCGUACAAAACUUUGAUAAAUUUGUGUAUUUUUUCUCCUUUACCACAACUAGCAAAAUGACUUGUUUUCUGUGAGUAUGUGUCAUUCGUGCUAAAAGUGAUAAUAAGGUGUAUGUGCGAGUUUAUUGAUUCCUAUAUUUUCAGGAUGAAUAUUUCAAAUGAGCUUUGAUGAUAAAACCUUUAGUGAAUACAAAAAAGAAGUGUGAAUGGUGAUAAACUUCCAAUCACAUCAAAUCAUUUUAUAGAAUGUGAAAGAAAAGAAAAAUAUAUUUCCAAAAAAAAAAAGAAA
Messenger RNA from Phlebotomus papatasi, 10250 nucleotides. It is a transcript of the gene Fs(2)Ket, whose product is annotated as importin subunit beta. Gene Ontology annotation, molecular function: nuclear import signal receptor activity; small GTPase binding. The coding region runs from base 171 to 2828 and encodes 885 amino acids. Gene Ontology annotation, biological process: protein import into nucleus. NCBI's taxonomy places the organism in Eukaryota, Metazoa, Arthropoda, Insecta, Diptera, Psychodidae. The record is from RefSeq and is a predicted model, not a curated record. The transcript is spliced from 4 exons. Gene Ontology annotation, cellular component: cytoplasm; nucleus.